AUGGAGACCGGCGCCGGCCCAUAUCCGCUGCGCCUGUUCGUCUGCCUGAUGCCGCUCUGUCUGGCGUUGCUUUUGGGACCAGGGAGGCCCGGGACCGCUGAGGAAGUUAUCCUCCUGGAUUCCAAAGCUUCCCAGGCUGAGCUGGGCUGGACUGCACUGCCAAGUAAUGGGUGGGAGGAGAUCAGCGGCGUGGACGAGCAUGACCGUCCCAUCCGCACAUAUCAGGUGUGCAACGUGCUGGAGCCCAACCAGGACAACUGGUUGCAAACUGGCUGGAUCAGCCGUGGCCGCGGGCAGCGCAUCUUCGUGGAGCUGCAGUUCACGCUGCGCGACUGCAGCAGCAUCCCGGGCGCCGCCGGCACCUGCAAGGAGACUUUCAACGUCUACUACCUGGAAACAGAGGCUGACCUGGGUCGCGGGCGUCUCCGAGCAGGUGGCAGCCGGCCCCGCAAGAUCGAUACAAUCGCGGCGGAUGAGAGCUUCACGCAGGGCGACCUGGGCGAGCGCAAGAUGAAGCUGAACACAGAAGUGCGAGAGAUCGGUCCGCUCAGCCGGCGGGGUUUCCACCUGGCCUUUCAGGACGUGGGCGCAUGCGUGGCGCUGGUCUCCGUGCGCGUCUACUACAAUCAGUGCCGCGCCACGGUGCGGGGCCUGGCAGCGUUCCCGGCCACCGCGGCCGAGAGCGCCUUCUCCACGCUGGUGGAGGUGACGGGAACGUGCGUGGCGCACUCAGAAGGGGAGCCCGGCCGCCCCCCGCGCAUGCACUGUGGCGCUGAUGGUGAGUGGCUGGUGCCCGUGGGCCGCUGCAGCUGCAGUGCGGGAUUCCAGGAACGUGGUGACAUCUGUGAAGCCUGUCCCCCAGGGUUUUACAAGUUGUCCUCGCGCCGGCUGCUCUGUUCCCCGUGCCCAGAGCACAGCUGGGCCCUGGAAAACGCCUCCACCUUCUGCGUGUGCCAGGACAGCUACGCCCGCUCGCCCACCGACCCGCCCUCGGCCUCCUGCACCCGGCCGCCGUCGGCGCCGCGGGACCUGCAGUACAGCCUGAGCCGCUCGCCGCUGGCGCUGAGGCUGCGCUGGCUGCCGCCGGCCGACUCGGGCGGCCGCUCGGACGUCACGUACUCGCUGCUGUGCCUGCGCUGCGGCCGCGAGGGCCCGGGAGGCGCGUGCGAGCCGUGCGGGCCGCGGGUGGCCUUCGUGCCGCGCCAGGCCGGGCUGCGGGAGCGCGCCGCCACGCUGCUCCACCUGCGGCCCGGGGCGCGCUACACCGUGCGCGUGGCGGCGCUCAACGGCGUGUCGGGCCCUGCUGCCGCCGCGGGAGCCACCUACGCGCAGGUCACCGUGUCCACGGGGCCCGGGGCGCCCUGGGAGGAGGAUGAGAUCCGCAGGGACCGAGUGGAGCCCCAGAGUGUGUCUCUGUCGUGGCGGGAGCCCAUCCCCGUCGGAGCUCCGGGGGCCAAUGGCACGGAGUACGAGAUCCGGUACUACGAGAAGGGUCAGAGUGAGCAGACUUACUCCACGGUGAAGACAGGGGCACCUGCGGUCACUGUCACCAACCUGAAGCCGGCUACCCGCUACGUCUUUCAGAUCCGGGCGGCUUCCCCAGGACCCUCCUGGGAGACCCAGAGUUUCAAUCCCUCCAUUGAAGUGCAGACCCCAGGGGAGGCUGCCUCAGGGUCCAGAGACCACAACCCUGCGGUGGUCGUCACCGUGGUGACCGUCUCAGCCCUCCUCGUCCUGGGCUCCGUGAUGAGCGUGCUGGCCAUGUGGAGGAGGCCCUGCCCCUAUGGCAAAGGAGGUCAGGACGCCCACGAUGAGGAGGAGCUGUAUUUCCACUUCAAAGUCCCAACGCGCCGCACAUUCCUAGACCCCCAGAGCUGUGGGGACCCUCUACAGGCUGUUCAUCUGUUUGCCAAGGAGUUGGAUGCAAAAACCGUCACCCUGGAGAGGAGCCUCGGAGCAGGGCGGUUCGGGGAGCUGUCCCUCGGCUGCCUGCAGCUCCCUGGCCGCCAGGAACUCCCCGUGGCCGUGCACAUGCUCAGGGAUGGCUGCUCUGACUCCCAGAGGCUCAGCUUCCUGGCUGAGGCCCUCACCGUGGGCCAGUUUGACCACAGCCAUAUCGUGAGGCUGGAGGGUGUGGUCACCCGAGGAAGCACCUUGAUGAUUGUCACUGAGUACAUGAGCCACGGGGCCCUGGAUGGCUUCCUGCGGCGUCAUGAAGGCCAGCUGGCGGCCGGGCAGCUGUUGGGGCUGCUGCCCGGGCUGGCGUCAGCCAUGAAGUAUCUAUCAGAAAUGGGCUACGUUCACCGGGGCCUGGCGGCCCGCCGUGUGCUGGUCAGCAGCAGCCUUAUCUGCAAGAUCUCUGGCUUUGGGCGGGGUCCCCGAGACCGAGCAGAGGCCGUCUAUACCACCAUGAGCGGCCGGAGCCCAGCGCUGUGGGCUGCCCCUGAGACCCUUCAGUUCGGACACUUCAGCUCUGCCAGUGACGUGUGGAGCUUCGGUGUCGUCAUGUGGGAGCUGAUGGCCUUUGGGGAGCGGCCCUACUGGGACAUGUCUGGCCAAGACGUGAUCAAGGCGGUGGAGGACGGCUUCCGGCUGCCCCCGCCCAGGAAUUGCCCCGCCCCCCUACACCGGCUGAUGCUUGACUGCUGGCAGAAGGACCCUAGCGAGCGGCCCAGGUUCUCCCAGAUCCACAGCCUCCUGAGCAAGAUGGUACAGGACCCAGAGCCUUCGAAGUGUGCCACAGCCAACUCUCCCAGGCCCCCCACCCCCCUGGCGGACCGCGCCUUCUCUGCCUUCCCAUCCUUCGGCUCCGUGGGUGCAUGGCUGGAGGCCCUGGACCUGGGCCGCUACAAGGACAGCUUCACUGCCGGUGGCUACGGGAGCCUGGAGGCCGUGGCUGCCAUGGCCGCCCAGGACCUGGUAAACCUGGGCAUCUCGUCGGCAGAACAUCGAGAAGCCCUCCUCAGCGGGAUCAGCGCCCUGCGGGCAUGUGUGCUCCAGCUGCAGGGUCAGGGGGUGCAGGUGUGA
This is a messenger RNA of Enhydra lutris kenyoni (northern sea otter), 3027 nucleotides long. Its product is annotated as EPH receptor A10. The coding region runs from base 1 to 3027 and encodes 1008 amino acids. Gene Ontology annotation, cellular component: plasma membrane; neuron projection. Gene Ontology annotation, molecular function: protein binding; ATP binding; transmembrane-ephrin receptor activity. The record is from RefSeq and is a predicted model, not a curated record. Lineage: Eukaryota; Metazoa; Chordata; Mammalia; Carnivora; Mustelidae. The transcript is spliced from 17 exons. Gene Ontology annotation, biological process: protein phosphorylation; axon guidance; cell surface receptor protein tyrosine kinase signaling pathway.